CCCGGUCUUCGCCAUCUCCGUGUCGAUCUUUCUCGCUCAAAACCCAAAUCUAUAAAAGAGAUCUUUCUCCCCUCUUUCUUCCUUCGCGUUCUUCGGGUAGCAGUCGACAAAUUGGGUUGAUUCUUCGUCUUGGAGUUGGCGACUCCAAUGUCAUCGGAGAUCGAAGUGGUGGAGGAGGGGGCAGAGGUCACGGGAGGGGCAGCGGCGUCGGGAAUGGCCGAGGAGCCCUUGAAGAACGAUGUGUACACGGCGGCCGCGUACGGUGAUCUGGAGAAGCUCCAGAGGCUGGUGGAGGUGGAGGGAUGCUCCGUCUCGGAGCCGGAUGGGGCCGGGUAUUACGCCCUCCAGUGGGCAGCCCUCAAUAACCGCACCGCCGUCAUCCAGUACAUCAUCGAGCAUGGAGGAGAUGUAAAUGCUACUGACAACACGGGGCAAACAGCCCUCCAUUGGAGUUCAGUGCGGGGGCACAUCCAAGCUGCCGAGAUACUGCUCAAGGAAGGUGCUCGUGUUGAUGCGUCAGACUUGUAUGGAUAUCAGACCACUCAUGUUGCAGCACAGUAUGGUCAGACAUCAUUUAUCUAUCAAAUCAUUAUAAAAUGGAAUGCUGAUCCUGAUAUCCCUGACAAUGAUGGACGGAGUGCUUUACACUGGGCUGCUUAUAAGGGAUUUGCUGAUUCCAUUCGCCUUCUUUUAUUUCUAGAUGCCUACAGGGGGCGGCAGGAUAAAGAGGAUUGCACUCCCCUUCAUUGGGCUGCUAUCAGAGGAAAUCUAGAGGCAUGCACAGUUCUAGUUCAAGCAGGGAAGAAAGAGGACUUGAUGAUUACAGAUAGGGCUGGUUUAACUCCUGCUCAACUUGCUUCAGAUAAGGGACAUCAUCAAGUUGCUUUUUUCCUUGGCAAUGCUAGAAGGGUGUUUGACAGGCGAUGUGAUGGGAAUAGCAAUUUCGGCAGGUUAUCAAAGUUAGGACUUGCACCUGUUCUUUGGUGUGUCAUAGUUGCUAUGCUGUUUACGUACAUACACUCAGUCAUUGCAGGUUCUUAUGUCUUGAGAUUAACCAUUGUCUUUGGGCUUUUUGCCUGGUUAGGAGUCUUCCUGGCAGUUACAGGAUUAGUUAUGUUUUAUAGGUGUAGCAGGAAAGAUCCUGGUUUCAUCAAUAGGAGCACAAGGGAUUUACAAAGCAUCAGAGAUGAUGAACCUUUGCUAAAAUCGGAGUUAAAUCAUCCUGCACUGAUGGCCGGGAAUUGGUCUCAGCUGUGUGCAACAUGCAAGAUUGUCAGGCCACUACGUGCAAAGCAUUGCUCCACUUGUGACCGAUGCGUAGAACAGUUUGAUCAUCACUGUCCUUGGGUAUCUAACUGUAUUGGCAAGGUCCUCUACCCUUGUUCCUUUUUUCUUUCCUCAUGUCGUGAAUAUUUUUUCAUGCACAAUAAUUGCUUUGCUGCUUCAUUAAUCAUUAAUUCACAGAGAAAUAAAUGGCACUUCUUGAUGUUUCUCGUUCUUGAAGUCUCUGCUAUGAUUGUCACUGGUUUAGUCGCCAUUACGAGAAUCGUGAGAGAUCCUUCUCCGCCAUCUUUCGGUGGAUGGUUGAGUCAUAAUGUUGCUGAGCAUCCUGGAGUCGUUUCAUUUCUAGUUAUGGAUUUUUUCCUCUUCUUUGGUGUUGCUGCAUUGACAUUUAUCCAAGCAUCACAGAUUGCACGAAACAUAACAACAAAUGAAAUGUCAAAUGCCAUGCGAUACAGCUACCUCAGAGGUCCGGGCGGACGAUUUCAGAACCCCUACGACCAUGGUACUCGCAAGAACUGCUCGGAUUUCUUGUUCAAGGGGUACAACGAGGAUGUGGAGCUUCCAGAUCAAACACCUGCCUCUCAAGAGCUGGGGAUGAUUCAAAUGACCCGAAGCCCAAAUGCGCAAAACGGGGAGAACCAUUCGCAUCAAGUGAACAACGGCCAUGUCUGUGCUGAUGUUCAGGCCAAAGAUACCAAACAUGUUAAUCAUUCAAAAUGUUGCAACGGCAACAACAACAGUAAGAGCAAUGGUGUGCCACUCGGACUAGGCUUAGGCUUUGGCCUUGGUCGAAGCAACCGGCACAACACGAGGAUUCUUCCAUUGUGAUACUUCAUUUUACACCUUCGGCUUGUUCGCCAUGUAUCAUAAUUACCGAAAAUAUUCUCCAAUAUUUGUGAUUGACAUCUAGAUCUUGUGUUAAGUUAUUGUAUCAUCUUGAAGCAGUUUUUGCCCGAUGAAUUAUUCUACACUCAUUAGUAUUGUAUAUUUUCUGACAUGAAUAUUUAUAUAAUUGUAAGGAGGGGAAAAAAAUUACUAAUUGAUUACAAUUCAAAACAUUUCUGUCUCA
Molecule: messenger RNA, 2353 nt
Organism: Zingiber officinale
Lineage: Eukaryota; Viridiplantae; Streptophyta; Magnoliopsida; Zingiberales; Zingiberaceae
Product: protein S-acyltransferase 24-like
Exons: 12
Coding region: 148-2112 (654 amino acids)
Biological process (GO): protein palmitoylation
Cellular component (GO): Golgi membrane
Molecular function (GO): palmitoyltransferase activity; protein binding
Source: RefSeq, a predicted model, not a curated record